UGUUGUAUAUGAUAAUUUAUUUAAGUUAUGGCAGUUGGCCGUCCUCAGGCUACUGCCGUGUACAAGGUAGCGGAAUAUGCUAGACGGUUUGGUGUACCGGUGAUAGCAGAUGGUGGUAUCUCAACAGUUGGUCAUCUCAAUAAAGCUUUAUCACUUGGUGCUUCCACAGUUAUGAUGGGAUCAAUGUUGGCCGGCACAUCUGAGGCCCCAGGAGAAUAUUUCUUCGCUGAUGGUGUCAGAUUAAAAAAAUACAGAGGUUAUGGGUCACUAGAUGCCAUGGAAAAACAUAGAGCUAGCCAGAGUAGAUAUUUUAGUGAAAGUGACAAGUUGAAGGUUGCACAAGGAGUCUCUGGGUCCAUUCAGGAUAAAGGAUCAAUACACAAAUUUGUCCCUUAUUUAAUAGCAGGUGUUCAACAUGGCUGUCAGUGACAUAGGUUCUAAAAGUCUGUCACAUUUAAGAUCUAUGAUGUAUUCAGGAGAGCUGAAGUUUGAAAGGAGAACAACUUCAGCACAGAUAGAGGGUGGAGUUCAUAAUUUACACUCCUAUCAGAGUACGAAUGCAGCUUAGGACUGGAUAUGGUAUGAAAAACGUCUGUAUUGAUGGAAUGGUUUGCAAAGCGGUGAUUUAUAAAUCCAUGAAAUCGAGUGCAAUCUACAAUCAUUUAUUUGUUAUAGAGGACCAUGGCUACAAAAGAUGAUAGGAUUUACCUUGGAAACAGUUUCUUUCUAAUGACUUUGCAAGUGUAUAUCUGAAUUUUGAUUAGAAAGAAGUGAAAUAUUGGUCGUGUUAAAAUAUCAUUAUAAAUUAAAAGCUGAAAUCAUUGAAAAACUUAAACAACAAAGUUUUUUCUUUGGAAAACUUGAUGAAACAUGGUUCAGAAAGAUUAUAUAAAAAUAUCAUUGAGAUUAUAGGGAGACACUGGUACAUUAUUAUACUCCUAACUUUUUUAUAUAUAUAUUCAUGUCAUUUUCCA
Molecule: messenger RNA, 974 nt
Organism: Ruditapes philippinarum (Manila clam)
Lineage: Eukaryota; Metazoa; Mollusca; Bivalvia; Venerida; Veneridae
Product: inosine-5'-monophosphate dehydrogenase 1-like
Exons: 6
Coding region: 28-429 (133 amino acids)
Biological process (GO): GTP biosynthetic process
Cellular component (GO): cytoplasm
Molecular function (GO): IMP dehydrogenase activity
Source: RefSeq, a predicted model, not a curated record